CUUUUCACUCCCUCGGUCGUGUCAUUUUCAAAUCUAUCUAAGAAAACAAGGGGGAAAGAAAAAAAAACAAGAUAAGCAGAGAAAUACUCUCAAGAUCUUAUUGCUCUAUCCUUUACUUCAUUCAUCUCAGUCGUGUACACCUUCACAAUGGCAACAAGCGUACGAACAUUCAGAUCUCUGGCACGACCUGUCGUGGCACGUCGGUUCCGUCCAGCUGUCACUCUCCCCGCCAUUCAGUCUCGCUUGCACUCCUCUAAACACCCCAAAGGCUUCGAAGCUCCUUCAAAUGAGGAGCUCGAGGAGUUGAGGGAGCGUGUGCAGGAAUUCACACGCCGUGAGAUCACAGAGGAGGUCGCCGCAAAGACAGACAAGACAAAUGCCUUCCCAGCAGAGAUGUGGCAAAAGCUUGGUGAAGCUGGCUUCCUAGGCAUCACAGCUGACGAGGACGUCGGCGGUCUCGCUAUGGGUUACCAGGCGCACAUCAUUGUCAUGGAGGAGCUAUCGCGAGCCUCUGGUUCUAUCGGUCUCAGCUACGCAGCACAUUCACAACUCUGCGUUAACCAGUUGCAACUCAAUGGAUCUCCAGAGCAGAAGAAAAAGUACCUACCUGGCCUCAUUGCUGGCACAAGUGUUGGCGCGCUGGCCAUGUCUGAGUCUGGUGCUGGCAGUGACGUCGUCAGCAUGCGAACAACAGCAAAGGCCGUUGACGGUGGUUACGUGCUGAACGGAUCCAAGAUGUGGAUCACUAACGGCCCUGAUGCCGAUGUUAUUGUGGUUUACGCCAAGACAGAGCCUGAGAGGGCCUCUAAAGGUAUCACAGCCUUCAUCGUGGAUACCAAGAGUGAGGGCUUCAGCUGUGCCCGCAAGCUCGACAAGAUGGGCAUGCGCGGCAGCAACACCGGCGAACUCAUGUUUGACGGUGUCUUCGUACCAACAGAGAACAUCCUUGGCAAGGUCAACGGAGGUGUGCGAGUCCUGAUGGAAGGUCUCGAUCUGGAGCGCUUGGUGUUGAGCGCUGGACCUCUGGGCAUCAUGCAGGCUUCACUAGAUGUUGCCCUACCCUUCACACACCAGCGCAAGCAGUUCGGUCAGCCUAUUGCUCACAACCAGUUGCUCCAGGGCAAGCUGGCCGAUAUGUACACGAAGCUCCAGGCUUCUCGCGCCUAUACCUACACAACCGCCAAGGCGGUCGACGAUAACGGUUUGAUCCGCACACAGGACUGCGCGGGAGCUAUCUUGUAUGCAGCUGAGCGGGCGACUGAGUGCACACUUGACUGUAUUCAGCUUCUUGGUGGAAUGGGUUAUGUUGAGGAAAUGCCCGCAUCACGAUUGCUUCGAGAUGCCAAAUUAUAUGAGAUUGGAGCCGGUACUUCCGAGAUUCGAAGAAUGGUUAUCGGCAGGGCUUUCAACAAGGAGUAUGCGCAGGCUUGAAGAGGAAGUACAACAAUACAACAUUAUGCGUGGGUUCACCUAUGAAAACAUGCACCAGGAUCAAUGCAUGAGCCAUGGAAUAGUUUAAAAAAAAAAAGGUCCCGAGCUAGCAGAUUAGUUCCACAGGUGUAGCUAUCGUUGACUCUCGCAGGGCCAGUUGUUAGACGAGAGCGAUCCGAUCUUGAUCAAGUAUGCUAUGAUGCAAGAAUUGCGUAUCAUGAGAUUGGCCGGAAUGGAUUGAAUAACCAAUAGAACAAAGGAAUUAAGAAACAAGAAGAUAAAAAAUUCAAAAAA
Messenger RNA from Fusarium oxysporum Fo47, 1725 nucleotides. RefSeq names its product acyl-CoA dehydrogenase/oxidase. Lineage: Eukaryota; Fungi; Ascomycota; Sordariomycetes; Hypocreales; Nectriaceae. Bases 148 to 1431 code for a protein of 427 amino acids. Gene Ontology annotation, biological process: L-leucine catabolic process. The record is from RefSeq and is a predicted model, not a curated record. Gene Ontology annotation, molecular function: 3-methylbutanoyl-CoA dehydrogenase activity; flavin adenine dinucleotide binding. The transcript is spliced from 2 exons.